UCCACGAAAAGUAAUAGAAACAAAUAUAGAUAUUCAACGACAUUUUUUAACUUCAUGAAGCUUGUAAGAUCCAUUUUGAAUGCUUUGUGUGUUUGUGAAAAUCCCUCCAUGUAUAUACUUGCACUUUGUUCCUAUUGAUCCUUUUAGUUGUACAUUGUUAACUUUUUGACUACAUUUGAAUUGUUAAUAUUUGUAUUUUAUUAUAGUUUUCGUUUUUACUACACCUUCACCAAUUCCCCAUGUUUCUUCCCGAACUGCACUUAUGUUGUUUUACUUUAUACUAAGUCUGGGCGGCAGCCAUUUUGGUUUGUUCCUGCUUUUGAUUGCUUGACCUGUGUUGACUGGAAUUGUGCAUUUUGGUUGUGAAUAGAAGCACUCUUCCAGAAUUGAAAACACUCUGUGUUAUAGAGCGACCAAUUAUUACCUUUUGAACGAAUCUGUACGUGAUCUAUCCAGACAGGAUAGAAUAACAUUUAUUUGUGGUGAUUGUUUAGAUUUGAUCAAUUGAACAAUUAUUGGUUGGAUAGCUGAGUGGUUAUAUUUGUUUAGAACCGUCAUCUUACCCAAUUACUUUGUUUUGGUUUCAAUCGGGCGAGGGUGCGUAUCUAACUCAUCCAGACAGCUGUCCUUCACUCCAAACCGUAGUUUGGAUCUUACAGUUCUAAACAAAUAAUUUAGUCGAAUUCGUUUGGUUUUCGUUUCGCUGAUUUCAAUCAUUGUCUCUGGGAAUAUUUGGUCGUUCGCUUGCGAUGCCAAACAAUCGUCGAAGGAAAUUAAGUCCAAGACUCGUGGAAGCUAAAAGAGAUGAACAAAAGGAUGGAUCCCCUCAAUCAAGGCAAGUGCCUUAUGAUACUUCUAUGUGUCAUGGUUCAUAUUCUAAUCGGGACGAUUGUAAUUAUAGUGAAUCUAGUUGUGAUAUAAUGGCAGAUGGCAUAGAAAACCUUAGUUUAGACGUAAAGCAAGCGAAAAGCGCGAUGCCUACGGCGCCUUUCGUAGGUCCAGAGUUACCAAAGGUUGAGUUAAGUUAUUUCGACGGUCAACCUAGAGGUUAUUGGAGGUUUUUAAGGGAGUUUGAGACCUAUGUGGAGUCAAGGGUCAAGGAUGAUGGUCAACGCUUGCUUUAUUUGAUACAUUAUUGUAAGGGUAAAGCGAAAACAGCCAUUGAGGGUUGUAUUAUGUUGGAAGCCUCUUCUGGUUACAAGAAGGCCAAAGAAAUUCUAAAACGGUUAUUCGGACAGGCGCAUUUAAUCGCUCGAGAGACACUAGAAGACUUAUUCAAUGCCGUGAACUUUGAUUAUACUGACGGAGAGCAACUAACAAACUUGGCUAUUAAAAUGGAAAACUGUGCUAUGAUCUUGGAACAGAUGAAUUAUGUCUCUGAUCUAAAUUCCUUAGUUACCUUGGAAAGUAUAGUGAGACUCUUGUCUCAGCCUAUGCAAACCCAGUGGGCGGACUGAGUGGAUGAAUUGACUGAAGAUAACAGGGAACCGACCUUUGGCGAGCUCACUCAGUUUAUCGCAUCGCGUGCGAGAGUGGCUUGUAGUAGAUUUGGACGGUUAGCAAAUCGUUCAAGAAAAGGACAUAACGUAAAGACGAACUGUCACGUGCAACCGGAGCAAAGGAAUAGUUCGACAACGAAAACUAAAUUCAGUAUGUGUUCCCACGACCAUGCUAUUGAUAAAUGUCCACAGUUCUUAGCGCUUACAGUUCAAGACCGAUGGUCUCACGCUAAAAGCAAGGGUAUCUGUUUUGUUUGUCUUAGACAAGGACAUAAGGUUAAUGAAUGUAAGCUGACAAAGCGUUGUAACGUUGAUGGUUGUGAAAAGAAACACCAUUCUUUGUUGCACAGCGAAAGUGAUAAACCUGGUAUCUCGAAUUGUUGCGGAUACACUAAAUCACUAAUCAGUCAAGUGUGUUUAGGAAUGAUUCCCGUACGGUUGAAAUCGUGAAAAGCCGAGAUUGUGGGUUAUGCUCUGUUGGACAACGGUUCUGAUGUGACACUGAUAAAAUCAAACUGUUUGAGGUCUCUCGGGCUGAACGAAGACCAAGCAUCAGUGGUAGUUGAGAUUGUGGGCGGUAAUAGAACAAUGAAGGUCACGAGUGCGCCUUUUGAGGUAUAUUCUUUAGAUCGAUCUGAACAUGUUACGAUUGAAGGAGCUCUGAUUGUAGCAAGUAUACCAGGUCAUAAGCCAACAAAGUCAGCAAUGAACAACAUAGUUAAGUGGCCGCAUUUAAGUGAUGUGCCAAUAGAUAGCCUAGACUCUGAAGACGUUUUACUGUUGAUUGGUUGCGACGUACCAGAAGCACAUUGGGUGUUAGACCAACGUUUGGGUGGAAGGAAGAACCCGUACGCUGUGAAAACGUUGCUGGGGUGGACGGUUUUCGGACCUGCGUCAUAUUCGGAAUAUAGGAAAAGUUGUUAAUCAUACUAGUAAAUUACAGACUUUGGAGAACGAAAUACGUAAACUUUACGAUGUAGAGUUUUCUAAUGUUCAUUCAAAUGAUAAAUUAGUUUCACUAGAAGAUAAGGCGGCUAUAAGGAUUGCGGAAGGGGGCACACGCUUCGAAAAUGGUCAUUUUGUAGUUCCUAUACCAUGGAAAUUGAACCCAAAUAUGAAAGGGGGGAAUUAUGAGGUGGCAAGCAGUAGACUACAGAGUUUGAAGCGUAGAUUGUUGAAAGAUGACACUCUGUAUAUCAAGUAUACAAAAGGUAUUGAAAGUAAUUUUAUUAAGGGCUAUGCGGAGAAGAUCCCUGAAAUACAAUUGCAACCUAGUUAUCGCCCCCGGUGGUACUUACCUCACCAUGCAGUUAUAAACCCGAAAAAGCCAGAAAAAAACUGAGAGUGGUCCUUGACUGUGCCGCCAAGUUUGCAGGCGUUUCUCUAAAUGAUAUGAUUUACCAAGGACCCGACACAACUGCUGAGUUAGUGUGUAUAUUAUUGCGUUUUCGCAAAGAAGCAGUCGCAAUCUCUGCGGAUGUUGAAGAAAUGUUCAAGCAAGUGAAGGUACCUGAGUCUGAUCGAGGAGCUUUAAGAUUUCUAUGGUGGCAGGAGGGAGACAUGUCGAGAGAACCAUCCGAGUUUCAAACGACAUCUCAUCCAUUUGGUGCCAUAUCAUCUCCGUUUUGCGCGAACUAUGCCUUGAAUAAGACGGCCCAAAUAUUCUCUGACGGUUAUGAUGGUUAUGUUGUAGAUGCUGUUAAGAAUAAUUUCUAUGUUGAUGAUUGCUUGGUAUCUUUUCCCACUUGUGAUCAAGCAAAGAGUUUUGUUAAGCAGAUAAGUGAAUUAUUAUGUAGAGGAGGUUUCAAACUAAAGAAAUGGGUUACCAACUCGGAGGAGGUAAGGACCAUCUUGCCUGAUGUAUGUAAAGAACAGUCCUUGAUAAAAAUGUCAACGAAUUACGACACUACUCAUCGAACCCUAGGUGUAGAAUGGGAUUUUAAACAAGAUGUAUUUAAGUUUUACUUUGAUGCACCGGAAAGGCCUCUGACUAGGAGAGGUAUUCUAUCUAUAGUUUCUUCUCUGUUCGAUCCCCUGGGUCUAAUUGCUCCAGUCUGUAUUACUGCCAAACUCCACUUGCAAAAAUUAUGUAAGUCCCAAAUAGGCUGGGAUCAGCCUCUCAACGAGCCAUACAUGUCUGCGUGGCUAAGCUGGGUAAGUUUUAUGCGUCAGAUAGGUCACAUCACGGUAGCUCGAGGUAUCAAGAGGAGAAUCAACGAACCCGACGCGAAAGUGGAAUUGCACUUGUUCAGUGAUGCUUCAGAGGUUGGUUAUGGAGCAGUUGCGUACGCACGAGUCAGUUAUUUGAAGGAGCCACCAUACUGUAUCCUGUUGUACAGCAAGUCUAGGGUAGCACCUAUCAGACAAGUCCCUAUACCGAGACUUGAGAUGGCGGCAGCGGUGUUAAGUGUGAGGCUUAGUGAAGUAUUACGGAGAAGUCUGCCUAAUUUUUUCUGCAAAGUGAACUUCCAUACAGAUUCCAUGAGAGUGUUAUACUACAUUAAGAAUAUCGAGAACCGAUAUAGCACCUAUAUAGCCAACCGCCUCGCUGUGGUGCACCAGUAUACUAAGGUUGAACAAUGGAAUUAUGUAAAGUCAUCACAGAAUCCAGCUGAUUGGACCUCAAGAGGUAUACAAAAAAUGACUGAUCUUGAAUCUUGGUUCAAAUGUCCUACCUUACUGCAUGGCGAAUUCUGUACAACAAUCACUGACUGUCCGGAACCUACUACUGACGAUAUUGAGUUUAGAAAAACUGCUGUGGUUAACUUGAGUAGUAUAAAGUACAACAUGUCACCUAUUCUCUCUUAUUACUCCGAGUGGUUGAAAUUAGUCAGGGCCGUAGCCUGGCUUAGAAGGUUCAUAGAAUUUCUGAUGGUGCUUCGUUCACCGAGUCAUGAAGGAUCCGUUCAUCUAGGAUGUUUAAAGGUCAAAGAGCUUGACAUCGCCAAGCGUAAAAUUUUAUUGAUGGUUCAGAAAGAAGUGUAUGGAGAAAUACUUAGUGGACUUAAAAACAAUGGUCAAGUAGUUAGUCACAAUGAUCUGAAGGGCUUAUCACCGAUAAUGCUUGAUGGGUUACUCUGCGUUGGAGGUCGACUAAGCUACUCAGAUUUCUCAAAUGCCUUUAAACAUCCAAUAAUAUUACCCAGUCGACACUUAGUGACAGAAAUGAUAAUUAGACAUUAUCAUAAGGAACAAGGGCACACAGGAACGUCACAAGUACUAGCCACGAUUCGAAAAAGGUAUUGGAUAAUAAAAGGAACCAGCACGGUUAAGAGAGUGAUAGGAAAGUGUGUGACAUGCCGGCGGUAUACGAUGGCUACAGGGCAACAAUUGAUGGCACCACUUCCAGCUUGUAGAAUUCAACAAGGAUGGUAUAGCUUCUCAGCCGUGGGAGUAGACUACUUUGGACCAUUUUUUGUCAAAAGAGGAAGAUCCUUAGAAAAGAGAUAUGGAUGUGUAUUCACUUGCUUGCAAACCCGAGCAGUACAUACUGAAAUGACACAUAGUUUGAAUACUGAUUCGUUUAUAAUGGCCUUGUUACGUUUUAUUGGAAGAAGAGGGAAACCUGCCGAAAUUUACAGUGACAAUGGGUCAAAUUUCGUGGGUGCGGUCUCUGAAUUAAGGAGAUUUGUGCAACAGUUGAAUCAACAGAAAAUAGACAAAGAACUGUCAGCUAGGCAGAUUCAGUGGUAUUUUAACCCGCCCUCAUCCAGCCACAGGGGUGGAGUUUGGGAAAGGAUGAUUAGGUCCAUUCGCCGACUGUUAUUAUUGAUAACUAGAGAACAGACUCUAACCGAUGAGACUUUAAGCACUUAUUUGAUUGAGAUUGAAAGGAUAUUGAACGAUCGAACCUUAACUCCGGUCGUUCAAGAUGCUAACGAUAAACUAGCCUUGUCGCCAAAUAGUUUGUUAUUAUUGAGAGAAUGUGAUGGAAUAGUCGAAGAAGGUAGCAUCAGAGAUCAAUAUGACAAACGUUGGAAACAGGUUAAUCAUCUUGCUAAUGUGUUUUGGAAAAGGUGGUUGAGAUAGUAUUUACCGUCCCUACAAAGACGUCAAAAGUGGUUAGUUGAACACCGCAAUUUUCAGAAAGGGGAUGUAGUGAUCGUGGCUUCGGACAUAUCGACUCGUGGAAAAUGGCCCUUAGGAGUAGUUGAAGAUUGUGAAAUAGAUGACGACGGAAGAGUUAGAACAGUGGUUGUUCGUACGAACGGUGGAUUAGUCAGGAGAGAUAUACGUAGAUUAUGCCUCCUUGAAGGCUCGAAUUAGUUCCCCGUAUUAUCAAUGUAGGUAGGUCGAGUAGGCGUACUGUUGUAAGUCCUACUCGUUCCUAUAGUGUCAUAUGCUACAUAAUGAACCAUGACCAUAGGCAUCAAGGUAGCUUGUGUGACAUGGAGGGAUUUUGGGGGCCGGUGUAAGAUCCAUUUUGUAUGCUUUGUGUGUUUGUGAAAAUCCCUCCAUGUAUAUACUUGCACUUUGUUCCUAUUGAUCCUUUUAGUUGUACAUUGUUAACUUUUUGACUACAUUUGAAUUGUUAAUAUUUGUAUUUUAUUAUAGUUUUCGUUUUUACUACACCUUCACCAAUUCCCCAUGUUUCUUCCCGAACUGCACUUAUGUUGUUUUACUUUAUACUAAGUCUGGGCGGCAGCCAUUUUGGUUUGUUCCUGCUUUUGAUUGCUUGACCUGUGUUGACUGGAAUUGUGCAUUUUGGUUGUGAAUAGAAGCACUCUUCCAGAAUUGAAAACACUCUGUGUUAUAGAGCGACCAAUUAUUACCUUUUGAACGAAUCUGUACGUGAUCUAUCCAGACAGGAUAGAAUAACAUUUAUUUGUGGUGAUUGGUAAUUUUCUUGCAUCCUUUAUCAACUUUCUUAUUUAUUGUAGUUUAGAUUUGAUCAAUUGAACAAUUAUUGGUUGGAUAGCUGAGUGGUUAUAUUUGUUUAGGUAAUAAUGUACACUUAAAUUUAUGAUAAAUUAUAGAACCGUCAUCUUACCCAAUUACUUUGUUUUGGUUUCAAUCGGGCGAGGGUGCGUAUCUAACUCAUCCAGACAGCUGUCCUUCACUCCAAACCGUAGUUUGGAUCUUACAAAGCUCACCUUUUUGGAUCUUUCGUGUCUAUAGGUAACCCUCGUGCUAUUGAUAGAAGAAACCAGACAAGUAGUGAAUAGGUCUUCAUUUCGAUCUUAGCGCAGUCACAGUGGAGCGUGGGAUUAUCUGUUCAGACAAACAAAGGCUCUCAACAUUCAAUAUAAGAUAAUAGGGAAUAUAACGCUUAUACAAAACAAGGAAGUGAAUGAAUACUUGAACAAUACUGUUUUGGCAUAUGCUUGGUUGUUUGAGGUCAACUCUUAACCAACCAACCUAAGCUGUUACAUUAGCUUCCCCCUAGAAUCGACUUCCGUAGGAACGUCGGUUCGAUUAACCUAACUAUCGAAAACACCUUAGUUCUAUUUCUCGUCCCAAGGGAAAAUUAUCAACUCGCUCACUGUUUGACUUACAAUCAGUGACGACUGACGCUGUCAACGAUAGUCCAUGGACGUCUCUUCUUUACUAGCUUGUCAUCUUAUUUUGUAGCACGUGAUUUCUUCUACAACUAUCGCCGACGGUUUGCUGCGUGCUUUCAAGAGAAAGUGUGAGAAUGUGGAAUAAGAAUAUCUGAGGAAGUGCCGCGAGCGGGCUACCCAACACCAUGUUGGUGAGGUACGAUUUUUCCGUGCUCAGACCGGCUAUCAGGUGUUUACUCACCUGCCUCUUGAGUCGCCCUCAAGUAAAACGUAAAGAAGAAUCUACUUCAAAGGUGAUGGUGAAAAUCAAGCAAACCUGAAGAACUGCUCCACUGCCUGCAUAAAAUAAUAAGAUACAAAAUGGAAAUACAUAAAUGUAAUUGAUAAUUGUUCGGUUCCAUGUAAGUGCUUGGUCUCCAGAACGGAUUGGUAUUCUGGAAGGGAAUAGACAUAGUGUAGAUAUCUUGUGCAGAUCUUGUUACAGAUCUCCAUCGACUCUAAUUUACUUCAUCUCUCGCAUUGUGCAGUAAAACGUGGCUUGCAACAUCCAUCGAUCUCGUUCUUUCGUUUUCAGGACAGGUUACGAUUUUCAGCCGUGAACACAGAAAACCUAACAAAACCUGUCAACUGUAAUCUUGACUUACUAUGAAAUGUUUUAUAGAAUGGUUAGUUAAUUAUACCCAUUUGCUUUUAUUUUCAGGUAAGGUAUAAAAGUAACCAAUUCAGGAGCCAGCAUGUAAGCUAAACAAACUUUCAUGAGCUUCCAAAAAUCAUGAAGGACGAUCUGUGAUGGUUUCUUCACCUCAAGUUUUGUAAAAAAAAAAACGGUCACGACUGUUGUUCUACCAAAGCAGCUCCUACAGUAUGACCCAUAGAUAUGGGUCAACGUUGUAGUGGCAUUGGACUAUAACCACACAAUCCUCAAAGCUGAACAUGAGACAACUCGGAAAAUAGAUAUUCAAUAUUUAACGCGGAGAAAUACCUAACGAUGGAGAAGGCGGGAAGAAUGUAUUGAAUGAAUUAGAGUUGAUCGAACGGCAUGGUUUGGCCAUGCAGGCGUGGUCCCUGCUGAAUGUUAUCUUAUAUCUUCUAUUCAUAUUAAAUAUAUUGUUCUAUCUCUAGCCUAACCUUGUUCUACAUCAUGUAUUGGUAAUUGAUACGAUACAGUGAGUUGGCGUAGUCGAUGGUGUGACUUCCACGUAAGAUCUUAUAGAUUAGGCAGUUAUAUCAUGACAAAUCUACAAAUUUAGGAUUAGGUCUAUUAUUAGAGCAGCACUAAUAUUAUAGUAGACCAUAGUUCCACAACGUCGCCUACAAUUUUGACCGUAAUUCGAAGCAAUAAACUGUAGGGCUAAUGGGUUUGGUGCCGGACAAGCUUAACAAUAGCUAUAGUUUAUAGAGUAAGUUAUUUAAUAUUCGUCACACUUGAAUACAUUGGAUCCUUUGUGAUGCACUUAUAUUUACUAGAUAAGUGGGGGUAAAUAAAUAACAAAUGUUGGUCUGUACGUUCUAGAAAUUGAUAAAAACCUCAUUAAUUUUGCUGGACAAACACUGGCUAAGGGUGCCUGGUUAAGCAUACGCAUUUGUAACUGGUUUAACUAUCUGCUUCUAGUUUCGAUCUUCAGAUUGUCUUAGUCUGGGACUUCUGUUAUUGGUGAUUACUAUCUCUUUUCUUCCCUACUUAUUUUACGUACACUGUGUGCCCUUGCUGGAUCGUCGACUCACCUUUUCUCUUGUUCUUCGCUUUUUCAACUCAACUCACUCAUGCUACUCUGCAUGCUUCUCCUACUAUAUAAGUACCUUCAGGUAAGACGCAAACGGUCGCAGCACCAGAUUGUAGAGACUCAUAUUUAUCACGGGAACACGACUGGUUUAAUAAAAACAAUUAUUAUUAUAACCAACUGUACCAGUGUUUGUUUUAAUGUGCUUUUGUUUGACUGUGCUAAUGACAGCUAUAUUGUGCUUCCACUCUUAUUCUUACACUUUGAUUGUAACUUCGCGCGAAUUCGGUUACGUUCUGUAACCAAGCUUGUAUCCUGGCACGAUCUCGGUAUCCUUUCGAUGCCACGAGAUCGUCAGCGAAUAUAUCUCGAUUUGGUCCAUUAACUGUCUUCUGAUAUUUGGCUUCUCGGGGAUUUUAUGGAUUUAUUUGGUUACGUUCAACCUUCGCCUUCUGAUUUAUUUGGCACGUGUUUUUUGGUAGCGGUGUUCAUAGUUAAUCUCAACUCGAUGCCACGCUACAACUGGCGAGCCGUAUUUUGGAACACGCCUCAACCUCUGGUCAAAUCUUCCAAAGACGUCAAUGCGGUGAGUCUAUAGUUUAUCUAUCCACGUCUGUCGUAUAUUUUCAUAUUACCUUUUAAUAUAUAAUAUACGCGACAUGACGGAUAACGAUAAAAAUAGUAUUAAUAUAAUAGACUCCCGUUUAUGUGUACCGGAUCCCUGGCAAUUUUUAUCCGCGUGACGAUGAAUUCCACGCUUUAUUUGAGAAACUUUCCAUUAUUAACUACUCUCCUCGCUGACCCGGCUGCUUGGUACGGAAUGCAUUCGCAUACGCAUUACCGUCUACCUCCCAGCAUCAAAUGGUUAAGUUGAACGGUUUCACUGCCAACUUAAAAGUGCUCUACGAGCACACGAGAACGACAACUGGUACGAAACCUUAUCGCUCGUCCUCUUAGGUAUUCAAACGAGCCUGAAGGCAGGUAUACAAUGUUCCGCCGCUGAACUGGUAUACGGCACGACAUUGCGUCUGCCCGGAGAAUUCUUCACACCACGGAGCAGACUUAAUUUCGGUAAAUCAGACUACGUCCAUCGACUGUCUGCAUUUAUGCGAACGCUGUCUCCGGUGUCAACUCGAAUACAACAUCGACGGGUCGCUCCCCUCGAGAGUUAUCUACCUGUUCACAUGUUUUCAUACGAGUAGAUUCGGUACGCAAUCCUCGGCAACAACCUUACGAAGGCUCUUCUCGCGUGAUCGCUCGUCGCGAAAAGACCUUCAAGGUUGAUCGACAUGGCCGCGUCGAGAUCGUCAGCAUUGAUCGUCUCAAACCUGCACACGUCUAUGACAGUGCCCUAUCUGAUACCCUGAGAUUCAAUGGUAGACCUAUUAAACCUAGCGGGAUCCUUAAAUCUUCUUCAGAUCCCGCGCUAGAUACAUCUGAGACCUCAUUCUCACGUCCCGGUCAACAGCACGCGUCAUCUGCACCGUCUACGGACGAGACGACAGUCUCACGUCCAGAUCAGCAGACCACGCCGCCUCUGACCUCGGAUGAGAUUGCAGGCUCACGAGAUACGAACGAGACUGCCGUCUCACGUUCCGGUCGCCGAGUACGGUUGCCCGUACGUUUCCGCGACUAGCCGCACAGUUAACAACCGAUACGGUGUGGGAUUAUUUCUAUACUACACGCGUGCUACACUCUUCUCUUUUUGAUUUUCUUUUUGUUUCCUGACCCCACGCCUUCGACCAUCUCCGUUUGGUUCCGCCGACUUCAACCAACUUUGGCGAAAGCUGGACUGGCCAGACAUGCUCUUGUCAACGCACUCAGUCGAUAUAUUGGUUUCGAAUGCUUGGCAUACGCUUGGUCUCGAACUUGGUCGUUACGGUCGCUUCUGGUUCAUCGGCUCAACGUGGUUUCGUCCUACGUCUGCAACGUUUCUGGUCCGCAUUCCCUACGAACGCCCUCUUCAGAUUCUGGAUACAAACCACUCUGGUGUAGCAUGCCAACUCAAGCAACAAAUACAGCACAUCGCUCCUGGUACCGUUCUCCGAAAAGACCUUCGUUGGCAACUCGACGAUCAACGAUCGCUUUCCUGUUCGCCAAUUCUUCCGUCCUACAAUCGCUCGUCAGCCGAUCAGUCCCACGAUUUAAACCACUAUUUAUCGAAAGUGUAAACCCUUUCUAGCUGGGGGCUCCUGUAGUAACUCACAUUUAUCACGAGAACACGACUGGUUUAAUAAAAACAAUUAUUAUUAUAACCAACUGUACCAGUGUUUGUUUUAAUGUGCUUUUGUUUGACUGUGCUAAUGACAGCUAUAUUGUGCUUCCACUCUUAUUCUUACACUUUGAUUGUAACUUCGCGCGAAUUCGGUUACGUUCUGUAACCAAGCUUGUAUCCUGGCACGAUCUCGGUAUCCUUUCGAUGCCACGAGAUCGUCAGCGAAUAUAUCUCGAUUUGGUCCAUUAACUGUCUUCUGAUAUUUGGCUUCUCGGGGAUUUUAUGGAUUUAUUUGGUUACGUUCAACCUUCGCCUUCUGAUUUAUUUGGCACGUGUUUUUGGUAGCGGUGUUCAUAGUUAAUCUCAACUCGAUGCCACGCUACAACUGGCGAGCCGUAUUUUGGAACACGCCUCAACCUCUGGUCAAAUCUUCCAAAGACGUCAAUGCGGUGAGUCUAUAGUUUAUCUAUCCACGUCUGUCGUAUAUUUUCAUAUUACCUUUUAAUAUAUAAUAUACGCGACAUGACGGAUAACGAUAAAAAUAGUAUUAAUAUAAUAGACGCCCGUUUAUGUGUACCGGAUCCCUGGCAAUUUUUAUCCGCGUGACGAUGAAUUCCACGCUUUAUUUGAGAAACUUUCCAUUAUUAACUACUCUCCUCGCUGACCCGGCUGCUUGGUACGGAAUGCAUUCGCAUACGCAUUACCGUCUACCUCCCAGCAUCAAAUGGUUAAGUUGAACGGUUUCACUGCCAACUUAAAAGUGCUCUACGAGCACACGAGAACGACAACUGGUACGAAACCUUAUCGCUCGUCCUCUUAGGUAUUCAAACGAGCCUGAAGGCAGGUAUACAAUGUUCCGCCGCUGAACUGGUAUACGGCACGACAUUGCGUCUGCCCGGAGAAUUCUUCACACCACGGAGCAGACUUAAUUUCGGUAAAUCAGACUACGUCCAUCGACUGUCUGCAUUUAUGCGAACGCUGUCUCCGGUGUCAACUCGAAUACAACAUCGACGGGUCGCUCCCCUCGAGAGUUAUCUACCUGUUCACAUGUUUUCAUACGAGUAGAUUCGGUACGCAAUCCUCGGCAACAACCUUACGAAGGCUCUUCUCGCGUGAUCGCUCGUCGCGAAAAGACCUUCAAGGUUGAUCGACAUGGCCGCGUCGAGAUCGUCAGCAUUGAUCGUCUCAAACCUGCACACGUCUAUGACAGUGCCCUAUCUGAUACCCUGAGAUUCAAUGGUAGACCUAUUAAACCUAGCGGGAUCCUUAAAUCUUCUUCAGAUCCCGCGCUAGAUACAUCUGAGACCUCAUUCUCACGUCCCGGUCAACAGCACGCGUCAUCUGCACCGUCUACGGACGAGACGACAGUCUCACGUCCAGAUCAGCAGACCACGCCGCCUCUGACCUCGGAUGAGAUUGCAGGCUCACGAGAUACGAACGAGACUGCCGUCUCACGUUCCGGUCGCCGAGUACGGUUGCCCGUACGUUUCCGCGACUAGCCGCACAGUUAACAACCGAUACGGUGUGGGAUUAUUUCUAUACUACACGCGUGCUACACUCUUCUCUUUUUUGAUUUUCUUUUUGUUUCCUGACCCCACGCCUUCGACCAUCUCCGUUUGGUUCCGCCGACUUCAACCAACUUUGGCGAAAGCUGGACUGGCCAGACAUGCUCUUGUCAACGCACUCAGUCGAUAUAUUGGUUUCGAAUGCUUGGCAUACGCUUGGUCUCGAACUUGGUCGUUACGGUCGCUUCUGGUUCAUCGGCUCAACGUGGUUUCGUCCUACGUCUGCAACGUUUCUGGUCCGCAUUCCCUACGAACGCCCUCUUCAGAUUCUGGAUACAAACCACUCUGGUGUAGCAUGCCAACUCAAGCAACAAAUACAGCACAUCGCUCCUGGUACCGUUCUCCGAAAAAGACCUUCGUUGGCAACUCGACGAUCAACGAUCGCUUUCCUGUUCGCCAAUUCUUCCGUCCUACAAUCGCUCGUCAGCCGAUCAGUCCCACGAUUUAAACCACUAUUUAUCGAAAGUGUAAACCCUUUCUAGCUGGGGGCUCCUGUAGUAACUCACAUUUAUCACGAGAACACGACUGGUUUAAUAAAAACAAUUAUUAUUAUAACCAACUGUACCAGUGUUUGUUUUAAUGUGCUUUUGUUUGACUGUGCUAAUGACAGCUAUAUUGUGCUUCCACUCUUAUUCUUACACUUUGAUUGUAACUUCGCGCGAAUUCGGUUACGUUCUGUAACCAAGCUUGUAUCCUGGCACGAUCUCGGUAUCCUUUCGAUGCCACGAGAUCGUCA
This is a messenger RNA of Schistosoma haematobium, 13237 nucleotides long. RefSeq lists its product as uncharacterized. Gene Ontology annotation, molecular function: nucleic acid binding. The transcript has 3 exons. The record is from RefSeq and is a predicted model, not a curated record. Bases 2892 to 5528 code for a protein of 878 amino acids. NCBI's taxonomy places the organism in Eukaryota, Metazoa, Platyhelminthes, Trematoda, Strigeidida, Schistosomatidae. Gene Ontology annotation, biological process: DNA integration.